Molecule: messenger RNA, 2571 nt
Organism: Glarea lozoyensis ATCC 20868
Lineage: Eukaryota; Fungi; Ascomycota; Leotiomycetes; Helotiales; Helotiaceae
Product: Glutamine synthetase/guanido kinase
Exons: 2
Coding region: 1-2571 (856 amino acids)
Molecular function (GO): glutamine synthetase activity; hydrolase activity
Source: RefSeq, a predicted model, not a curated record
AUGGAUGAACUCAUUCAAGCCAUUCACACCACCCCGAUUAUCGAUAACCACGCUCAUCCACUUCUGAAACCCUCAGCCAUAAGCAAAUAUCCUUUGCUUACUAUCACCACAGAAGCUCAUGGCCCUGCGAUCGAGGCUACGAAGUCAAGUCUGUCACACAUUCGUGCUGUCAACCAACUUUCCAAGGUACUCAAGUGUGAAGUUACGUGGGAUGCGGUCGAGAAGGCUGUUCAGGCCGAGAGAGAGAAGAACGGUUUAGACUGGGAGAAGAGAUGUUUCGAGGGAAUUGAGACUUUGCUUGUUGAUGAUGGAUUAGAUGGGGGAGAUGAGGUUUUUGAUUAUGGGUGGCAUGAUCAUUUGGUUGAGAGUCCGUGUAAGCGGAUUGUGAGGAUUGAAAAGGUUGCGGAGAAUAUCAUUCAAGACAUACUCGAAUCUGGAAAGAUAACUGGUCCGGAGGUACGCUUUAUAUCGAAGUUCGUCGGUUCAAUUACCGAUGCGCUUGCGGAUCCUGAAGUGGUGGGAUUCAAAUCCGUCAUUUGCUACCGCGCCGGACUUGAUAUUCAAGACAUAAAUCUGCUCGAGGUAAAGACAGAGCUGAGAAAAAUAUUUGAAGCUCUGUAUACAUCAGACGCCAAAACCUUCCGAAGAAUCGACGAACCCGCUAUCAACUAUGCUCUUGUAACUAUGACGGCGCGUCUAAUUCAAGAAUCCGCUGCACCGAGAAAACCAUUUCAAUUCCACACUGGACUGGGCGAUAACGAUAUUACUUUGACCAAAUCAUCGCCGUCUCACAUGCAGCCGUUCAUCAGAAGACAUCCUGAAGUACCCAUUGUUUUGCUUCAUGCCAGCUAUCCAUGGACUCAAGAGGCUGGAUACCUGGCUACUGUCUACGAAAAUGUCUAUGCUGAUAUUGGAGAAGUGUUUCCAUUUCUGAGUCAAGAAGGACAAGAGAGGGUUAUUCGCGAGAUCCUGGAACUUUGUCCAAGUGAGAAGAUAUGUUGGUCUACAGAUGGCCACUGGUUUCCUGAGACUUAUUUUCUGGCUGUGACUCAAGUCAGAGAAGCUUUAGAAGUGGUUCUUCCUGAACACGUUCAGAAGAAAGCAAUGAGCAUUCCUCAAGCAAUCCAGGCCGUACAGAAUAUCUUUUUCCACACAUCCAACAAACUAUACAAUUUAGACCUCCAACUAAAACUUCUACCCAGCCCCAGGCUGCUAGACACUUCCACUCAAGAUUUGCAGCAUUUCAAGACAUUCCUUGCAGAACAUCCUGAAGUAAAACACAUCCGUCUACAAUACGAAGAUUAUACAGCUACAUCAAGACUGCGGGUUAUCCCAGUCAAAAAAGCCCUUCAAGUCUUGACUGACAACAAAGCCCUUGAAGUUGGAAUCACAAAAGCAUCACUAGGCUUACUCCAGAACGACACACUUGCUCCAGGAGUCACCGCCACAGGCGAAUACAAACUCCGCGCAGUACUUUCCACUCUCCGUCUCGGUCCAGGCCAGGGAUUUGCCUCAGCGCAAGCCGAAUUCUACGAACUCGACGGCACACCAGCAGUUCUCUGCCCCAGAUCCAUACUCCGGCGCACCAUCAAAAAAGCCGCAGCUGAAAACCUAACAUUCCUCCUCGGCUUCGAAAUCGAAAUCGUCUUUCUAUCCCGCCAUCCCACAGACUACCAACCUGAAACCCUCACCCACGCCGCCGCUCACGUCUGGAGUUCCGCGCGCGCACUUGACGUACCGAGGAUGAUACACAUGCUAUCUGAAAUCAACGAAAUCUUAAGUGAAGCCGGCAUCGAUCUCGAGCAAUGGCACCCCGAAGGCGCAACCGGACAAUACGAAUUCGUCCUUCCACCCCUCACACCCCUCGAAGCCGUCGACACACUUCUACACGCCCGCGAAAUCAUCGUCGCAGUCGCCGCCUCCCACGGACUAAGGGCAACAUUACACCCCAAGCCAUUCGCCAGCAAAUGCGGCACCGCAGCGCACAUCCACCUCUCCAUCACCUCCUCGAUCGGCGAAGACAAAACCGUAUAUGAAGCUUUCUACCAAGGAAUCCUGCAGAAUCUGAAUCAAAUCACCGCGUUCACGUAUAGCCACGCCGUGAGCUACGACCGUGUGAAAGACGGGUUCUGGGCCGGGGGACGGUGGAUUUGCUGGGGGACGCAGAACCGCGAGACGCCGCUUAGGAAGAUUGGGGGCUCGCAUUGGGAGAUUAAAUGUGUGGAUGGGUUGGCGAAUAUGUAUUUGGCUGUUGCGGCUAUAUUGGCGGCCGGGACGGAGGGGGUGAUAGGGGGGAAGGGGUUGCAGUUUGGGGAUUGCGAUGUUGAUCCUGCGGAGCUGGAUGAGGAGGGGAGGAAGGGGUUUGGGAUUACGGAGAUGAUUCAUGGGAGUUUGGAGGGGGCGUUGAGGGGGUUGGGGGAGGGUGGUAGUAGUGUGAGGGAGGGUGUGAGGAAGUGGCUUGGGGAUGAGGUCGUGGAUAGGUAUGUUGCUGUUAAGACUGCUGAGCUGGAGAUGAUGGGGAGUAUGAGGGGGGUGUUGGAGAAGUGGAGGUGGAUUGUUGAGAGAUAUUAG